Molecule: messenger RNA, 5025 nt
Organism: Tachysurus fulvidraco (yellow catfish)
Lineage: Eukaryota; Metazoa; Chordata; Actinopteri; Siluriformes; Bagridae
Gene: emilin2b
Product: elastin microfibril interfacer 2b
Exons: 8
Coding region: 426-3053 (875 amino acids)
Molecular function (GO): protein binding
Source: RefSeq, a predicted model, not a curated record
GCACUUAAAUAAAUGAGCUAGUUUGUUGUCUCAUGUUGACCUUAAGGCUGUGGUACUUUUCGCGCAUGCGCAAUAGAAAUUAUUCCCCAAUCGCUACAGAUUGAAUCUAAUGAAGUUUUGAAACUCUGUAUUGGAACAUGAGAGAUACAGAGAGUGGGAGAAAGACAGACAGACAGACAGAGCGAGAGAGACAGUUAGGGACAGAGAGAGAGGGAGAGAUCAUGGAGAAUUAUGAGAGCUGGACAGAAGCAGUGUGUGUUAAUAAAGCUGCAGCAAAACUUGUGGGGGGCGGAGACCUUAACAUCUGUACCAUAAACACACACACACACAUACAUAGAGAGAGAGAGAGAAAGAAAGAGAGUGCCAGCCUACCACAUUACCAUCAGCUUUGACUUUGUUCACAUGAGUUUACAAGCUGUUAUAAGAUGAAGUGUGCGUCUGUGUGCUACAUGCUGCAGUCUGCGGCUUUUCUCACGCUGACCUUUUCAUUCACUUUCGCUACUCCGUCGAUAUACAGUUUAUUCCAAGGCGCUCCGUAUUCCAGCUCGAGCCCGAAACAACGCAACAAAAACUGGUGUGCAUUUGUAGUGCACAAGAACGUGACGUGCGCUGUGCUGGGAGUGAUGGAAAGUGUGGAGUCUGACAAUGCACCCUGUCCUGAACAUCAGCCUCAUUGUACUCAAACUGGAAUAUACCGGAUCCACACAAGACCAACAUACAAGGUGGGCUACAAGCAGGUGACUGAGCUGGAGUGGAGGUGUUGCCCAGGUUAUCGUGGUUAUGACUGCAUGGAGCUCAAGGAUGCUCUGUCACCUCAAGUUGUCCAGGAACCACAACCAGAUCUGCCCUCUAUUCACAAACCACAACAGAGUGUUGGACCAGAUAUUACCUCUGGUGCCCAUCCUUGGACACAAUUUGGACAAAGUGGACAAACCAGACACCCUUGGAAUGAAGGUGGAGAGUCUGGAGCACAGAGAGGGCAACAUGAUAGUCGUCGUGUUCGGGAGUUAGAAGAAGAAGUACAACGUCUUUCUCAAACUGUCCUUGACAUGCAGGCUGCUAUGACUACUGUAAAUGCUAACUUGCGUCAAGAUCUGCAAGAAGAUGCAAGCAAGAUAAUCCUGAACUUCCUUGGCCACCUACGGCAACCACAGGAUGCACUGACUGGAGGAACUGAGAGCAUUGUGCUGCCUUCAGACCUAACAAUUUUUCCAGUUCCUGAUGAGCUUCAAAAUCAGGUCUCCCACCUUUCUAACACAAUCAGCACCAACACCAACACCAUUCAGGGAUUGGAGGCCAAGCUCCAGCAGAUUGAAAGCCAGAUGAACCAGCUAAAAGAGGCAGCCAGUGCUACCUCAGUUCCACUCCCUCCCUCUACCUUGGCCACUGAGUGCCAAUGCCAGGCUUUUAUUGAUGAAAAACUUCAAGCACUUCGUGAGGAGCUACUGGAGGGAAUGGAUAUUAAGAUGGCUGAUUUGAAGAACUCCUGUGACUACAAAGUAGAGUCAGUCAAGGAGCAUUGUGAUGAACAGGAGACCUCCUACCUAAGUCUUACUGAGCUCCUUGAAUCCAAAGAAAGUGACUUGCGCCAAGAAAUCCAGGACCUGAGGCACCUUGUUUUAAAUAGCACUUCUAAAGGAUUGGCAGUUGCUCAGUUUCAAGUUGAGAUCCAAAGCCUAAAGAAUGUGCAUCAGAGCUUGGCUAAUGCUGUAAAUGCAACAAACAAGCAACAGAAGGCUUUAGAGGAGGCAUUGAACACAAGGUUUAGCCAAGAAGAAAAGAGUACAGAAACUCACUGCCUCAAACUUGAGGAAAGGUUAAGAAGUGAGAGGGCAAAGGAACUGGAGGCUCAGAACAAAACCUUGGAGACCAAGAUCAGUGCAGCUCUACAGGUCAUUCAAGACAUACAAUCGCACACUAUACCAAAAGAUAACAGCCAAAAUAUUUUAGAUAUGGAGAAACAGAUGCAGAGUCUGAAGGGUGAGGUGAGCUCUCUUCUGCAGCAAGUUGCACAUUUGGAGAGCUCAGUUCAAAUUCUCAAUGAGACCAAAAGCCAUCAGCGUCAUAUGGACGGUGGCCUUUAUAACAAACUAGUCGAACUGGAGGAAGCUUGUGGGAGGAGCCAAGAAUCUGUCAGCAAAGUGGAGGAGAUCUUGUCUGGAAUGGAUGGCCGGGUGGUCAACGUUGAAAGGCUCUGCGGUAGAUUAGAACCAAUGUCCGACAGUCUUAAGAGUAUUAAAGAUGGACUCAACAAACAUGUCAGUGGCCUCUGGAACUGUGUCCGAAAGCUGAACAGCACUGUCAUUACUCACACUACUGACAUCAGCACGCUGAGAGAAAAUGCGCACACUGCAGCAGGCAAGCAGCAUGGAACCACCAACCGUACACAAUAUACAGGUCCAGGUGUUCGUUCUGGUAUGGAGGACUCUAGUGUUCUCAUGGAGAAAGCCGCUCCAGUUCUAGAGUCUGGAGAAGCAGGGCCACCUGGAACCAAGCUUUCAUCACACCCCCCUCAGGGCAGCAGUGGCAGUAAGACACCUGUUAAGGGCUUUUCUUCAGCUCCAGGUGCUCCAGUGGUCCCAGUCUCUGUUACAGCUCAUAUUCUUCCAGGUCCUAUGAGUGUAAGUGUCUCCUUUUCGGCUGGCCUGACCCUCUUUCCAUUUUCUGAAGAGAUCGGCAUCAUCCGCUUCAACAAAGUGCUGCUGAACGAUGGAGGCCACUAUGAUCCAUAUACAGGUGUGUUCACCGUGCCCACCGACGGCCGGUAUUUGUUGAGUGUCGUGAUAAUGGCAGAGAAAGGAGGUAGUGUGGAAGCAGUCCUCUCAGUGGCCAAUCGUAGCAUCCAGAAGCUUGACACAGCUGGAGCAGAGAAUAAGGCAUCAACAGGGUGUCUCUGUGGAGGCUCUGCCUCUGCCAACCUUGUCCUUGAUCUCAGACAAGGUCAGAAUGUGGGGGUGGUAAAAACAUCAGGAACUCUGGCAGUUUCAGCGUCCACCGAGGUGCUUUCCACAUUUAGUGGAGUUCUGCUUUAUCCAAUGCCAGCAAAAAGAUAAUAAUGAUCAGAUUUCAGGGUUACAUUUUAAUAAUUAUGAUAUAUGGUAUGUUAAAUAUGUUAUACCACUACACUCAACGUCCACUUUAAUAGGAAAGCCUGUACAUCCGAUCAGCUAUGCAGUUAUCUAAUCAGCCAAGGAAAAUCCUGCAGACACAGGCCAAGAGCUUCAAGUAAUAAAAGUUAAAUAAAAUGUGACAUUAAUUGUGUCAUGGAUGUUAGUACCAGAUGAGCCAGUUUGAGUAUUGUAGAAACUGAUGAGCUCACACACAUUUAUUAAACAAUUAUCAAGCUUUGAAGCAGAUGAGAUAAGACAGAAGAUUGUCAUAUUUGGUUCCACUCCUGUAGCCUGGAACAGGAAUCUGAGGUAAGCAUGUACUCAUGAUAGCCUCCCAUUUCUGUUCUGGGUUUGCAGGAGUGGAGCCUGAUGUGGUCUCCUGCUGUUGUCACCUUGAGGUUUGAUUUGUUUUGUGUGUUCUGAGAUGCUUUUCUUAUGUCCACAAUUGUAAAGAGUGGUUAUUUAAGGUUCUAUAGACUUAAUGUCCAGGCAAACAUUUGUGGUUUUGCACUACUCUAAUUAAAUAUUAGAGACUGGUGUGUGUGAAAAUCGCUGUAGAUUUAGAUAUACUCAAACCAGCUCAUCUGGCACCAACAUGGCUGACAUGGUAAUCACAGGGAUCACAUUUUUUCCCUAUUCUGAUGUUUAACUGAAGCUCUUAAACUGCAUCUGCAUGAAUUGUUGUGUUGCACUGCUGCUGUUGCUGCUGCUGCUUGAUUGGCUGAUUAGAUAACCAUAUAAAUGGGCAGAUGUACAGAUAGGCACUGAGGUACAUGUAUCUCAGAUACAUGUGGACACGGAGUUUAUCAGUUUGGUACACAAUUCUUUAUGUUCUGACAUAACAAGGAUAUGUAUUUCGGUGCUCAUACGAUUGUUACAUUUUCCCCAGUGCUAUUUAGCAGAUGAAAAGAGACAGCUUCUAAAGAGAAAAUAAUUUAUCAGCAUCGAUCUUAAUGACAUGAAAUCUCUGUGCAGUGAAUCCUCUAACAGCAAUUACAGUUUAAAGAUAUUAGUUAAAAUGCAGGAUUGAUAUUUCUGCUAAAGUAACUCGAUUUUGUGUCAAAUUUUUGUAUCAGUUAUUAACGGUAAAGACAUUUAAGAUGGCAAGAAUUUAAACAAAAAAAAAAUAAAAAUGUAGUCAAGGAUGGUGCUAACAUGAAGCUGCCUCGGUAUUGUCGAAAAAGUGUUUCACAGACUGAUAUUUCUACUGCUUUAAGAAAACCAAGUGCUUCCUUUUAAGCUAUUCAUCAAGAAUACACAUGUCUUGCUUCACAGAAUAUGUGCAAAUAAAAUAUUACAUAAGAUAAAGCCACUAUAUAUAUCUGUGUUCCCUGAGACUCGAGUAUGCUAUCUCGAAACUAUCAUUCUAAUAAGUCCAAAGGUUUCCAGAGUUUUUGACUAUAUUGUAGUACUUAAACAAUAGAUUGAAAGCAUUUCAUGGAUAAUAAAUACAUUUUCAUUUAUUAUGGCAUUGUUAGGAAGUACUUAUUGAGACUGUGUAAUAGACUUUAUAUAAAAUAAAUCCGUCCUCGUUGGAAUUUUAUUGGAAUUGCAAUACUGGAUGAAAUAUUGAAAAAAAAGUACCAGCUUUUUGAAUAGGAAACAUUACUGAAACUGUGUAUUUUUUUAUUGCAAUCUCGGAAUGAAAGCAAAAUACAAACAGUAAGUACAUUUUAAAAACUAUUCUUUGAUGUAAUUUAAAAAUGUGAUGAAUUACAUUUUUCUCUAAUAAAGUUUGAAACAACAAAAAACAAAGCAUUGUGAAAUCUCUCCUUAGUUUUUUUGUUUUUCUUUUAAAUUAGACAAUAAAAGUCUUAACAUGUGACAGGCAAUGCUAUUUAUAACUAUUAUUAACACUUUAACAUUGUAACUGCAACCAUACACAGAGGCCAAUUAAACAGGGUGGAAAUAGGGA